This is a messenger RNA of Dipodomys ordii (Ord's kangaroo rat), 602 nucleotides long. RefSeq names its product mitochondrial ribosomal protein S15 (gene Mrps15). Bases 132 to 560 code for a protein of 142 amino acids. NCBI's taxonomy places the organism in Eukaryota, Metazoa, Chordata, Mammalia, Rodentia, Heteromyidae. The transcript is spliced from 3 exons. Gene Ontology annotation, biological process: translation. The record is from RefSeq and is a predicted model, not a curated record. Gene Ontology annotation, cellular component: ribosome. Gene Ontology annotation, molecular function: structural constituent of ribosome.
CUUAGACUUUGAUUUCUAAAACAAAGAUAAUCCAGUCUUUUGAGAUCUUGAAAUACAAGGUGCUUUGUGAUUUAUAGAGAGCUAUGUAAAAAUAUUGAUGAUUGUGUUUUCUUUAAAUUCUUUAAAACAUAAUGCAGGCCUGGGCCCUUCCUUCCUCUCUGCCCAGCUCUCAUCCUCUGUGGUUUGUGGUUUCAGUUGUUUCUUUGACCGUCAAGAUCCGCAGUUUGGAAGAACAUAUGCAGAAACACCAAAAGGACAAAGCCCAAAAGCGCCAUCUCCUCAUGAGCACUGCCAAGAGGAAAAAAAUGCUCAAAAAUCUCCGUAAGAUCAACUAUGAUGUCUUUGAGAAGAUAUGCAAGGAGCUGGGAAUUGAAUAUACCAUUACCCCUCUGUACUGCCGAAAAGCCCAUCGCCGCCUCUUGAUCAAAAAGGCUCUGUGCCUUAGGGUCUUUCAGGAGAAGCAAAAGCUUAAGAAGCAAAAAAAGGCCUUAAAAGCUGCAGCUGCAGCAGCCCAAAAACAAGAAAAACAGGGAAUUCCAGAGAGCCCUUCCAAAACCUGACCAGAGACAUGCAGAGAAAACCAAUAAAGUCUGUUUCAAUUA